Molecule: messenger RNA, 4504 nt
Organism: Dermacentor albipictus
Lineage: Eukaryota; Metazoa; Arthropoda; Arachnida; Ixodida; Ixodidae
Gene: Su(var)2-10
Product: E3 SUMO-protein ligase Su(var)2-10
Biological process (GO): regulation of transcription by RNA polymerase II; protein sumoylation
Cellular component (GO): chromatin
Molecular function (GO): transcription coregulator activity; SUMO ligase activity; zinc ion binding
Source: RefSeq, a predicted model, not a curated record
UGAGCUGGCUCCAUGGGCAGUCCCUAGGUAUCUUUUAGAAAAAUCUGGGGACUUUAGCCCCCCAUGUAAACACGGUGGUGGCACGUGCCCGGUGUGCCACCCCCGGCUACACCACUGCCACUAGGCGGCUCCAGGCGCUUCGUGUUUUGUUUAUCGCGACGUUCAAGCUAGCUGCAAUUUGAAAAUCGCCAUGGAAAUGACACUGGGUUAGUUUGCGCUCGCCUCUUCUCAGGUUUACUGCGCGGCGUUGCACGAUUCUGUGUUUCCCAUCCAGAACUUUUUCGCGCGUGUUGCUCACGUGCGCGUAUGACACCUUCAUCGUGUGGUGACCGAACGCGACGGAGUGGUGGUGUGUGGUUGUCGGCGUCGACUCGAAGUUCCAUCGCGUUUGUGCGUUCUCGUCUCCUGCCUGCUUGUGCUACGACCAAGGAACGCGCUGCGUGCUGGGCGAAGUGCGUCAACGCGCCGUGCGCGGACCAGUAGCGGAGUGCUCCGCGUACUACAGAGCGUUUAGGCCUAGCAUCGCGUCCGCCGAAGAAUGAAGACGAACGACACGGCUGGCUCUGUGACAAGUGGUUCAGUGGGUGACCAUGCAAGAAGCGGAGCCCUCGUUCGCCCGUUGGCACAUGUCGUUUUGUGCGAUGACUGCGCUAACGACAACCCUUCUUACGGCAAGCGGUUCCCUGUGUGCGAUCUCUUGGGUCGGUGUGGUGACAGGAUGCGUGCAGCUCGCAAAUCGCCCCAUCAUCGCAUCCGUCACGAGCUCAGUUAUAAUCUGAACUCGAGAGGCGCCGAUUGUCAUGCAUUCGUACCAGUUUGGCGCCGAUUCCCGUCCUCAGCUGUGGCUGCCGCCUCGCAUGCAACAGUUGAUGCAGCCGACCCGCGGCUCUGUGGUGCCACGCCGGGCAGUGGGCUCAAGGGUCCCAGCUCGUACUUGCCUUCCAGUGCAGCCAGCCGGGCAAGCAAUCUGAUGACUGGCCACCAUGGGGCAGGGGGCGGGGCGGGGCCACCGCCUCUGCACUCUGGCGACUACUCGUCCAAGCUGCACCAUGUGGCCCCACCUCCUCCUCCACCACCGCUCAUGGGUCCUGCGGGUGCGACAGGGGCUCCUGGCACUCAGUCAUAUCCCGUCCAUCCAGAUGUGCGUUUCAAAAGGCUGCCAUUCUACGACAUCAUGGCUGAACUCCACCGACCUGCCAGUCUGAUGCCCAACAGCAACACAAGGUUUCAGGAGAACAGCUUCGUGUUCCACUUCACACCUCAACAAGUACAUGACAUAGUCUCUUCAAGGGACUACAACUUGGGAGCAAAGCAAGACUUCACAGUGCAAGUACAGCUUCGGUUUUGUCUGCUGGAAACAAGCUGUGAGCAGGAUGACAACUACCCUCCAAGCAUGUGUGUCAAAGUCAACUCUAAGGUGUGUCCACUGCCAAGCCCUAUCCCUACCAACAAGCCUGGCAUGGAGCCCAAGCGACCAAGCCGGCCGAUCAACAUUGCUAACAUGUGCCGUCUUUCCCCUACUGUGUCCAACCAUAUCUCUGUCACCUGGCUGUCCGAGUAUGGCCGGGCCUAUGCCUUGGGUGUGUACCUUGUGCGAAAGUUGACAGCAACAACUCUCCUCCAGCGGCUAAAAGCAACAGGCAUGCGGAAUCCCGACCACACACGAGCAAUGAUCAAAGAAAAGCUUCAACAUGACCCUGACUCUGAGAUUGCAACAACAAGUCUGCGUGGGUCUCUAAUCUGUCCGCUGGGCAAGAUGCGAAUGGGUAUUCCAUGCCGAGCACUAACAUGUCCACACCUACAGUGCUUUGAUGCUUCGCUUUACCUGCAAAUGAAUGAAAAGAAACCCACGUGGAUUUGCCCAGUUUGUGAUCGGCCGGCCACCUUCUCCUCAUUGGUGAUCGACGGUUUAUUCAUGGAAAUUGCCAUGAAGGCACCCAGUGAUUGCACUGAGGUUCAAUUCCACGAAGAUGGUUCCUGGUCUCCUUUGGUGCCAAAGAAGGAGACCCAUGUUAUUAACAGCCCCAGUUCCUCCGCAACGGCAUCUACCUCUAGAAGUUCAGCUCCUUCAUCAUCAUCGAGGGAUCCACCUGGUCGGCCCAGCAAGAAACCUCGGGUGGUAGUCAUAGACCUGACAGCAUGUAGCAGUGAUGAGGAAGAUGAUGGUGGCCGCAGUUCGGUGCCCACGCCUGGAUCUCACAUGGGCGGGCCACCGCCGUUGGUCUCUGGCAUUUCCGGAGGUGCACACUCUCAGGGAGGCCCUCCGUCAACUCCACUUGGCGGUGCCUUGUCCCCUCCACCUGGGUCUUCGCCGCCAUCUUCGUCAUCGGGCGGUACAGCACCUCUCAUCUCCCUGCCUUCGCCCUCGUCUUCUUCGUCUUCCUCGUCCUCUUCCUCGUCAUCCUCAUUCUCCAGCAUUUUGGGUCCCACAACGGGGCCUCCACUGGGACCCUCGCCGCCAUCGUCUGUUGCCCCAACUGUGCUACCCUCGGCCAGCACGACAGGAGGCUCGUCUUCGCUGCACUACUCGAGUCCCCCCCUUGGCCCUCUGGGCUCGGCCAGCAGUUCAAGCAGUCGCCUCUUGCCCUCCAGUGGACUUGUGGGCUCUGCAUCGCAUGAGUCGUCAAGCUCUGGCCUGCCUCCUUCCACUCUGGCCAGCAGCUCACUUUACCCAGGCAUGCCUGUGAUGGAUGCGGGCACUCCUCCCUACUACCCGCCGGUCUCCAGUCCGUACCCAGAGUACUUCACUACAUCACAUCCCAUGUAUCACUACAUUGAACCGUACAGCUGUCUGGCAACAAUAACUGGUGACGAAAUGAAAUGCACCCCCCAGCAAUGGCUCCCUCGAGACUUUGACCUGUAUUCUCUGCUCACCAAUGAUUCAGAACGAUCCAUUCCCUCGUAUUCCACAGGACUUGCUCACAAGGCCCGCACCACUCCAGACAUAAUCUCUCUGGACUGACCAAUCUGACGGGCUUGGAAGAGCCAGGACUGGUGGACAAAUGGGUUCCUAAUGGUGGAAGAGGCCGCCUGUGCAUCCUUCCAGUGCCCGCAGACUUGAGAAAAGGACACAUCGUUGCACAAAAGACUUUGCCACUCUCUCUACUCACGAGAUGAUUGUGGCACGUGUACAUAGUGAUCUGUUCUUUGCCGAGGAGCUGUUGGUUGCGGACAGGAAGUGUGCACCUCUGCAGUUCUUGACUUGGCACCCAACUCAGUGCUUUCUGGUGAAGAAGAGACAUCGACAGACAUGCUUAGAGGUGACUGUUACAAACAAAAUGGGUGUGUUGUUUCGGACUGGUCAUUUCCACAUGUAGCCACUUCACACUAUGACGAUGCAACAAGAAUUGCUUGACAAGUUUCCUCAAUGUUUAUAUCAGGUCGGUGGCAUAAUUUAUUGACUGCCUGUGUGUUCUUUUGGCAUAGGGAGGACCUGUACUUUUUUUUUUCCCCAACUAGUCUGCAGAGGGUACUGUGUGCUAAGUUUAUUACUCCUUUUAUUGUGUGUGUUUUGGGGAGGGGGGAAUGAUUAUUACUAUAAUUAGACUUGCUGAGCAGCCAAAGACACAGACUUCUGCUGCCGCCUCUAAGCAACAACUGUAAAAGGGUCCACGAAGCUGCUGCAGGGAAGGCGAAAUGAAGCAGCAGCUCCUCUACGUCACCGCACAUGAUCAUGAAACAAGUAUUCCUAUGUGAUGCAGACAAGUGACAAACCUGUUUGUCACAACUGCAGAGCCUUGCAUCAUUACAGUGUUUUUCUUUUUUUGUGUGAUCAGAAGUGUAGUAGGCUACAGUGUCCCAUAUAACAAGUAAAAUAUGAAGGCUAAUAACUUGCAUUUCUUAAAGGGCAGCCCCAAGGUAAAUGGUGUUGCCUUUGUUCACAAAACGUUGUUCAUGAGCAGAGCAGUUUCUCUCAACCCUUCUUUCUCUCUCUCUCUCUUUCAUUGUUUCUUUGUUGGAAACGCAUCUUUUUCCUCCUCUUCAUUGGGCUAUUCUACUGCAGUUGAUUGUUCCAAGAAAGCAGUGGUGUUGUGUUUGUUUAUGGUCAUAACUGUAUAUGUUGACGUAAAUGAAAAUAAUGUUGAAGCUGCUUUCCUUGGUGACCUCCUCCUCCUCCUCGCAUGGCAAGGCACAUGGCCUGUGCAAUCUACUGCUUCCAUAUGUAUAUUUUCAAAAGUCUGUUUAAGAUGCUUGACUGAAGUUUUAGUAUGCUAGCAUGCAAGCUGGCAUGCUAUCCUUGCAUUGAAGGGGGCAACUCGAGUGAGUAACUUUUAUUGUAAACUAUUUGUUUUCUGUCAGCAUUUCAGUCAUACUUGCAUCUGUACAUAAUCAUGGUCCAAUCAUGUAUAUAGCCCCCCUCCCCCUUUUUUCCUCCUGCCAUUGAACUAGCAGUUAUGUGACUGCAUAGUUGAAUUUUUUUGCUGUAAAUCUGCACAGUUAAUUGUGUAUUAACAGAUUUGUAUCUAUUUCUUGCCCAAAAUAAAGGACCUUUGUUAUACUGAAA